GAGAAUUACGCAAUGUGAUUGGUCAACUUCGCAAAAUUAGCCAAUCACAGGCUAGGUUCAGGCAUUCUCAGUGCUUCCCAGCGAAAUUUGAAAUUGCUCGUAAACAUUUUCUUUCUCCACCAUGGAUAUCGAAAAUGAAGUUUAUUUUCUUAAAGAAGAAAUAAUCCGCUUGAAAGAGGAGAACGAAGGAUUGCAGCAAGAUAGAGAAUUAGCAGGAGAGAUUGGGAAAAACCUGCUUGAAAACAAUCAAGAAUUGGAGAAGAAACUUGAAGAAGUAAACAACAACUACAUAUCAACGUUAGGCAGUCUCGAGGAACUCAAGCAAGAUAAUCAUACCUUGCGAUCUAGGCUAGAGAUUGAAGUCCGAGCCAAUUCAAACCAUGUUCACGAAUUGGAGGAUUUGAAGGAGAAACUUCGAAAGGAAUUUGAGGCAAACGAGAAAUCUCAACAAAUAAGUACAGAGAAAAAGAUCAAUGAUCUGAGAAAGGAAAUAGAAUCUUUGCAAAAUGAUAUAAGCAAGCACAGCCUGAUCGAAAUUCAACUGAACGAAAAGAUCAAGAAGCAGGAUGAGUUGCUUCAAAAAGCUCGCCAAAAUAACGAAGAACUUCAACACAAGGGAAGAUCACGGUUGGAGAGCGUCGAAGAGUAUAUACAUCUUGCUGCAGAGCUAAAGGACGAGAGAGAUUCUUUGACAUUGGAGCUUGCUGACUGCAAAGAUAACCAGGAGAGAAUUUUAUUCGACAGAAACUUGCUGAAGGAGAAAGUAGAACAUCUGGAAGAAGAACUGCAAGAAAAGGCUCGGCAAGGAGAAACGUGGUUUAACUGUUUACAGGAAGCUCGCCUUGAGGCAGGAGAAUUGAAAGCUGAGUUGGAAAACCUAAAGGCCGACAAUGCCAGGAGAAAUUUUGGAAAACAAGGAAAUUCUUUAUUUGGAGAGGUAGAAGACAAACGAUUAGAACUUGAGAAAAAAUAUGUUAGCUUGCAUGCAAGACAUGAGGGUAUGGUGAAAGUACACAACAUGACAAAACAGCAUCUGCAGAGGUUGAAGAAUCAAGUUGCUACUCUGUUGCAAGUCAAGAGUUGUCAUGCCGACGCAUCUCAGAUUCAAAGGCUGACUCAGGCCUUAGUGCAGAAAGAAGGCGAAGUGAAAAUGCUAAACACAAAAAUAUCAACUUUGGAAAAACAACAGGAAGAGAGCAAUAUGAGCGGCCGUUUGCAGGAAUUUCACGACGCUUUCUCGGAGUUUGGAGAUAAAAAAGACUAUGUGAACUUCCUUCAACUGCAGCUGGAGGAUUCAAAGAAAAAUAUUGCGAAAUUGAAUAAAGAGCUGCAGACAAAGACAUUACUUCAGUUGUCAGAGACUGACAGACUUCGUCACACGGAGCAUCAGUUGCACAUUUCAGAAUCCAAAGUGGAGAAACUUAACAGUGAAAACAUCAAGCUGAGGCUUAAAAUUGAGGACUUACGGAUUAAGAUGCAAAGCCAUUCCCAGAAAAAUGCUCAAGAUGUUCCUCAAAAUAUUACCUCGUCCAGUCUGCGGAAGGCAAAAUCUGCUACCGGGCUGAUAGACACUAAAAGAACCAGUAUUCAACAAUCAGCGCCCAAGAAGGACGGCAGAGAAAACUUCACAUCUAAGGUGAACGCUAAGAUAGCAAAAAUGGAGCCAACAAAUGCGAAACCUCCACUGGCCCCGGCAAAAGCAACUGAACAGUCGUCGUCCAACGGAGAACGAAGCACUGUUGUUUGUUCUGGAGUUGAAUCUAUGAUUGCUGAAAAUGCUCCCAGCUUCAACGCGUCACGAAUAUCGCCUUUGUCAAAUAACGGUGUUGAAAUUGAAGCCAAAAUUGAAGAACAGUGCGAGAAGAAACCAAAAGUGCGCUUUGAAGCUGAGCCGCACCAUAUCGACUUAUCAGAAACUCAGAAUGUAAGAGAGAGUGCAGGUUCCCGUACCGAGCUUUCAAAAGAGAAUUUGCAGCCCGAGGAAAGCUAUUCUGAAUGUGGAAAUAUUUCUACCCUGACUGUGAAAGGGCAGAAAAACGCUCCUGUGGUUAUUAAUGUGAAGAAAGGCGAGACUAAAAACCAAUGUCCACAGCAGUAACUCGUCUUUAAUUAAGGAAUUUUAUAGACAUGGUAAACAAUAGAAGUCUAAAAAUCUUAGAAAAUGUUUGGCCGGGAAAAAGAAAAAGAAAAAAAAAAAUAGCCCAAGCGCGCAGUUUAGCUAUGUUACUGCUCUAGAAUGUCGAAUUUCUUGCAAAUUGAGCAACUCUUUUUGUUUAAAUUGAAAAAUAGAAGCUGGGCGAAUUACAAUACUCCACUUCCAACAGUAUCUACGUGUUCUGCCUCUGAUCUCACUUCCCUGGCAACGAAACUAGUGACGAAAUUACCGGCGACAUUUCUACCACAAACCGAAAUGCAACCUGGAAAAGCAAUUAGGUUACUCAAAAGUUGCAAUGAGUUUUGUUUUUGUUUCGGUGUCACCUUUUGUUUGUAGGGAAAAAAGGGGGAAGACUUCAAGAACAUUUUCUAGGAGACAAACCAAAAUCACUUGUGACUUGCGCGCCUUGUCGUGCGCUUGGAAUGAGCAUUGCUCUGUUCACAGCGUUAUUUUCGCUAUUUCUGAUAGGCCAGAUGUUACAACUUUUCAAUUCUUUGAUAAAACUGUUCUGACCACAGACAACUGACUGACUGAUAACUUCUCUGAAAUAGCCACCGUUUUAGCCAAAAAAGGCAAUUGUGCUUGUCGAUAAAGCUAAACGCGUCAAAUUUUGAAAAUUUCCUAACGAAUAUCAAAAAAUAGCGGUAAUAAAACUCAAUUUUCAAACAGCCUUGGUCUGCUUUUUAUCCGUUAUUAAACGGUUGUGGUGGUACCCUGCCUUGCGAAACUCCCUGUUAACACCAGCACCUGAGAGCCGUGUUGCUACGGCCACGAUUAUUGGUCCAGUGACGCUUAGUUCGCCAUCGUCCUACUUUUAGAACCAGUUUAUACGACCAAAGUUUCACGGGCAAAAGGUGGUUGUAUUAGAAGGACUUUCACUGUAUGUCAGGCAACGCCUAAGUUUCGGGUGGUUUGUGUAAUGUGUGAGGGUCCAGCUUUUAAACUCAACUUCUCAAACUCAUUAAUAAUUCAUCAAUUUUAAACAAAGAAAAUCAUUGCCGUG
Orbicella faveolata is the source of this 3158-nucleotide messenger RNA. Its product is annotated as protein Spindly-A-like. Lineage: Eukaryota; Metazoa; Cnidaria; Anthozoa; Scleractinia; Merulinidae. The record is from RefSeq and is a predicted model, not a curated record.